Messenger RNA from Hibiscus syriacus, 1416 nucleotides. Its product is annotated as ammonium transporter 2 member 5-like. Gene Ontology annotation, biological process: ammonium transmembrane transport. Gene Ontology annotation, molecular function: ammonium channel activity. The record is from RefSeq and is a predicted model, not a curated record. NCBI's taxonomy places the organism in Eukaryota, Viridiplantae, Streptophyta, Magnoliopsida, Malvales, Malvaceae. Bases 1 to 1416 code for a protein of 471 amino acids. The transcript has 3 exons. Gene Ontology annotation, cellular component: plasma membrane.
AUGUCUUUUCCGUCAAACUUGAACCCUGAUGAGGCUAGCCCACCGUGGUUGAACAAAGGUGACAACUCUUGGCAGCUUACUGCAGCUACUCUGGUGGGUCUCCAAAGUGUCCCGGGUCUCGUAAUCCUUUACGGUAGCAUAGUGAAAAAGAAAUGGGCUGUCAACUCGGCCUUCAUGGCACUUUACGCCUUUGCUGCAGUUCUCGUGUGUUGGGUUGGGUGGGGGUACCGGAUGGCUUUCGGGGACAAGUUCAUUCAUUUCCUAGGAGUCCCCAAUGUUUCCCUGGACGCUAAUUACCUCAUCCAGCAGGCUUUUCUCGGAUAUCUACCAAAUGCAACCAUGAUCUAUUUCCAGUUCGUGUUUGCAGCCAUCACUCUGAUUCUGGUAGCUGGUGCAUUGCUUGGAAGGAUGAAUUUCCUUGCAUGGAUGUUGUUUGUUCCACUUUGGUUGACAUUUUCCUACACCAUCACUGCCUACAGUAUAUGGUGCCCUCAAGGGUGGUUGUCUAAGAAAGGCAUUAUUGAUUACUCUGGAGGAUAUGUUAUCCAUUUGUCUUCUGGUGUUGCUGGUUUCACUGCAGCUUACUGGGUUGGGCCAAGGACAACCAAGGACAGGGAGAGGUUCCCACCAAACAAUAUCUUGUUGAUGCUUGCAGGGGCUGGACUACUUUGGAUGGGAUGGACUGGUUUCAAUGGUGGUGAUCCCUACACCGUCAGUACUGAUGCAUCGUUAGCCGUCCUUAACACCCAUGUGUGCACCGCUACAAGCUUAUUGACAUGGCUCAUGCUUGACAUUAUUUUCUUCGGAAAGCCCUCUGUGAUCGGAGCUACUCAGGGAAUGAUCACUGGCUUAGUUUGCAUCACUCCCGCAGCAGGAGUGGUGCAAGGUUGGGCAGCAAUAUUGAUGGGGAUAAUGUCUGGUAGCAUCCCAUGGUACACAAUGAUGGUCCUGCACAAGAAGAUAGGGUUCCUCAAGCAAGUCGAUGACACCAUGGCGGUGUUCCACACGCACGCUGUAGCAGGCAGCCUAGGAGGCAUCUUGACCGGCGUGUUUGCGGUGCCGAAGCUCAACCGACUUUUCUACUUGGUACCCGAGUGGCAACACUACAUCGGUCUUUUCUACGGGUUCCAUACUGGUCGCACCACAGCCGGGUUCACGCAGUUAGGUAUUCAAUUGCUAGGAAUCGCAUUCGUAGUCAUCCUCAACGUGAUCAUGACUAGUGUGAUAUGUAACGUAAUCAAGUUUAUAGUUCCGCUGAGAUUAGCGGAGGACGAGCUGCAAACAGGGGAUGACGCAAUCCAUGGGGAGGAAGCUUAUGCACUGUGGGGCGAUGGGGAAAAGUAUGAAUCAAGGUUGAAUUCCGUUUAUGAAGAAUUCCCACCACCAACCAAAGGUGGUGAAGUUCAAAUGGCCUGA